Molecule: messenger RNA, 1350 nt
Organism: Ustilago hordei
Lineage: Eukaryota; Fungi; Basidiomycota; Ustilaginomycetes; Ustilaginales; Ustilaginaceae
Exons: 1
Coding region: 1-1350 (449 amino acids)
Biological process (GO): epoxide metabolic process
Molecular function (GO): epoxide hydrolase activity
Source: RefSeq, a predicted model, not a curated record
AUGUCAACCUCCGAGAUCCCAUCCAUCACACCGCCUAAGCCCUUCACUGUCGUCUACAGUGACGACGAGGUGAAGGACCUUCGCAACCGUCUUCGCAACACCCGUUUCCCCAACGCUCCUUACCUUCCCGACGAUGAACGUGGACCCAAGAAGCUCUCCUACAAGCCCGACCUUCCUCUCGUCAAGGCUCUUGUCGACAAAUGGGCUGACUGGGACUUUUCUGGCUUCCAAAAGCGUCUGAACAGUUUCCCCCAUUUCACCACCUCCGUUGACUGGUGCACCCAGCUCCACUUUGUCCACAAACGAUCCGACCGCCCUGAUGCGAUCCCUAUCAUGCUCAUCCACGGCUGGCCCGGAAGCUGGUUCGAGUUCUCCCAUGUCAUUGACGAUCUCGCGAACCCAGCUGACAAAGACACCCCAGCAUUCCACGUCGUAGUUCCAUCCCUGCCUGGUUUCCUUCACUCGACCCCGCCGCCCAACAAGCAGGUCGGUAAUGUCCGAGGCUAUUCUCGCAUCCUUGACGCUCUCAUGCGUAGAUUGGGCUACGACCAGUACGCAUCGCAAGGUGGUGAUUGGGGUAGUCCUCACGCUCGUGCUCUCGGUGCCUUCCAUUCUCACAAGGACGGAACUGGUUGCCGUGCCGUCCACCUCAACUUCUGCCCAGUUGCUGCAAAGGGUUUGAGCAAGUUCAUGCUCCACAACCUCCCCGUCAAGGUCACUUUGGGAAUCGCAAAGCUGGUCUACGGUCAAGAAUACCUCGUGAUGGCUGCAAAGGGAAUGUAUUUCGAGCAGAACCGAGCUUACUACGACGUGCAACGCACUCGACCCGUUCAGCUGCUGUACGGUCUUGUCGACUCACCUGUCGGACUUCUCGGCUGGUUGGGAAACAUCUACGACACCUUGGCUGAGCGACGUCCCAACCACCCUCGCUUGAACAUGGACGCAUGUUUGGAAAUUGCCACGUUGUUCUGGUUCACCUCUUCGAUCGGAACUUCGUUCAUUCCUUACACCAACAACACUUUUUUGCCCGAAAUUCACGGCGCACCGGAGUACAAGCUUCCAGUACCUCUCGGAUACUCUGACUUUCCAGAUGAGUUGGUCAACACUCCCAAGUUCGUCGUGGAUGCAACAACGACGAGCGGAAAGACGAGGUGGAUCGCAAAGAGUUCAGUGGGUGGACACUUUGCCGCCCAUGAGGAGCCGACUAUCUUUGUCAGCCAUUUGAGGAACGCAUUCGCCAAGGGAGGCAAAUGGAAGGGUCACGAGUCGGAGGGGAUUGAGUCGCCACAGAUCGCCGGUGGGUUGUGGGAUGAAGUUAGGGACCAACAGGCGAGGGCUUCCAAGAUUUAG